UAUUAUUUGUUAAUCAUUGGAAAAGAAACAUAUUUUGAUGAAUAUUUUUUUACAAGAAUCCAUGGCCAUACGUGUAAAACUACCAUUAACAAGAAAAUCUCAUAGCAACCCCACAACAAUUACAAUUAGGUGCCCCCACUCCCCACACGUGUCACUCACACAACACACAUCCUUCCCCUACAAAAUCUCUCUCCCUCUACAUCUUCUACUUUCUCUCACUACUCUUCCAUCUUCUUCUCACCAUUGUUUCAACCAUCUUUCCAUUUUCUUUCUUUCUUUCUUUUUAACAAAUUCCAUAGUUUGUGGGAUUGGAACCAAAAUCAGGGAAGGCGGAUUGAUUGCUGACAAACAAACAUUUUAAUAACAACAACAAGAUGCCUUCCAAGAAAGGAUACGCCGCCGUCGUGCACUCCGAUCCCAACGUCUCCUCCUCCUCCGCCGCCUCCAGCGACGCCGAGGACUACGCGCCGCCGCGUAACAGCAGCUUCUCCGCCUACGACGACCCCAACAACCGCCUCAGCGGCGAGGGCUCCCCGAUGAUGAUGUCACCCUGGAACCAGAACUCCUCCCCCUUCACCAAAUCCCCCUGGUCCAACUUCGACAACGCCGCCGCCGCGCCGCAGUGCGGCCUCGUCGGAUCCCUGGUCAGGGAAGAGGGCCACAUAUAUUCACUGGCGGCGAAGGACGACCUCCUCUACACCGGCUCCGACAGCAAGAACAUCCGCGUGUGGAAGAACAUGGAGGAGUUCUCCGCCUUCAAGUCGAACUCCGGCCUCGUCAAGGCCAUCAUCAUCUCCGGCGACAAGAUCUUCACCGGCCACCAGGACGGAAAGAUUCGCGUCUGGAGAAUCAACCCCAAGACACCCAGCGUCCACAAACGCGUCGGCACGAUGCCGACGUUCUUCGACAUAUUCAAAGCUUCGAUCCGUCCGAGGAACUACGUCGAAGUGAAGCGCAAGAAAACGGCGCUGUGGAUAAAGCACACCGACGCCAUUUCUUGCCUGAGCAUGGACAAAGAGAAGGGCCUCCUCUACUCCGCCUCCUGGGACCGAACUUUCAAAGUGUGGAAGGUCGACACCAACAAGUGCGUCGAGUCCGUCAAGGCGCACGACGACGCCGUUAACUCCGUCGUGUCCACCGUUGACGGCGUCGUCUACACGGGUUCCGCAGACGGCACCGUUAAAGUGUGGAAGAGGGAGCAGAAGGGGAAGGUGGUGAAGCACACGCUGACGCAGACGCUGCUCAGCCAGGAGUCCGCCGUCACGGCGCUGGCGGUCAACGACUCCGGGACGGUGGUGUACUGCGGCUCGUCUGACGGGCUGGUCAACUUCUGGGAAAUGGAGAAGCAGCUCUCCCACGGCGGCGUGAUGAAGGGCCACAAGCUGGCGGUGCUGUGCCUGGAGGCCGCCGGAAGCCUGGUUUUCAGCGGGUCGGCGGAUAAGACGAUAUGCGUGUGGAGGAGGGAGGGGGCGGUGCAUACCUGCCUCUCGGUGCUGACCGGGCACACCGGGCCGGUGAAGUGCCUGGCGGUGGAGGAGGACAAGGAGUCCGCCGCCGCGGGCGGCGGAGAUAAGAAGUGGGUGGUUUACAGUGGGAGCCUUGAUAAGUCGGUGAAGGUGUGGAGUGUGUCGGAGAUGGCGCCGGACUUACACCAGAUGGCUUUGUUGCAGCAUAGAGAUGGAGGAGAUAUUAACUGGGAUUCAAUCCCAUCUGUUAAGUAUUGAUUAUCUCAAUAAUCUAUGAUUAAUCCUAUAAUUAAUUAAUUAAUUAUUAAUUAAUUAAGUGAUUGAUCCAUUUGUUGAGAUGGAUCAAUUUUUUUUAAUUUUAUUUUUACAAAUUUAAUGGAGGAAGAGCAAAAAUAACUAGAAAAAAGUACCUUGUAAAUUAAUUAUUAUGAGUUUAUUUUAUUAUAUAUAUGGAGUGUUUUGAUGUGUUGUAUGUUGAUUAAUGAAUUUUCUUGACUUAAUAUUAUUUUUUUUGGUUUUUAUUGAUUAAGUUUGUGUGAAAAUAAAUUAUUGGUAUGAAUUUGUUGAA
Molecule: messenger RNA, 2034 nt
Organism: Erythranthe guttata (spotted monkey flower)
Lineage: Eukaryota; Viridiplantae; Streptophyta; Magnoliopsida; Lamiales; Phrymaceae
Source: RefSeq, a predicted model, not a curated record